AUGGACCAAGUUAGUAGAGACCAUCAAAUUCCUGAAAACGAUCCAAAGACCCUCGAUGGCUCCUCGAUCUUCAUGACUGGAAGCUCAGGAGAUGCAUUGAUAUCGCCAGUAACUUUGAAACAGAAGGCUAUGCCAGAUGAUAAACUGCCAGACGGUCUUCUUUGGGACGUACCAACUACUUCUGGAUUCAGUCUUGAUCGAUCGAGCGAGGUUAUGGCCAAAAUUGGUACUCGUUAUGUUUGGUGGGAUUGGAUGUGUGUUCCUCGGGAGACUUUGAAUGGUCAUCGAACUAUCACUGACAGCCUGAGAAGUGCAGGGCACGAAGAAACCGGGGAAGCAAUUGUGUGCUCGCUUAUUCCUAGUGUCAGUGAAUUAUAG
Messenger RNA from Botrytis sinoallii, 378 nucleotides. RefSeq lists its product as uncharacterized. The transcript has 2 exons. NCBI's taxonomy places the organism in Eukaryota, Fungi, Ascomycota, Leotiomycetes, Helotiales, Sclerotiniaceae. Bases 1 to 378 code for a protein of 125 amino acids. The record is from RefSeq and is a predicted model, not a curated record.